AUCAUCAAGUGAUUCCUAAUUAUUUCCACAAUGAAGCUUCUUCUACUGCUGCUAGCCUUCUGCAGCCUUUCUCUAUCAAGGAGUGAACAAAAGUAUGUACCUUACGAUUACUCGGCAACAAUAGAGUGUCUAGAGAACCCUUAUAAACCACAAUACAAUGGAGGGAUCAUCGUGAACCCUGACCUACAAAAUGGUUCACAAGGCUGGGCACAAUUCGCAAACGCCAAAGUCGAUUUCAGAGAAUUCGGAGGCAAUAAGUUCGUUGUUGCACGAGGGAGGAAUCAGUCUUAUGACAGCGUCUCACAGAAGAUUUCUUUGGAAAAGGGACUUCUCUACACUUUCUCUGCUUGGUUACAAGUAAGCAAAGGAAAGGCUCCUGUGAUAGCCGUUUUCAAGAAGAAUGGUGAAUAUAAGCAUGCCGGUUCGGUUAUUGCUGAAUCUAAGUGCUGGUCCAUGCUUAAAGGUGGUCUCACUAUUGAUGAAUCUGGUCCUGCCGAACUUUACUUUGAGAGCGAGGACACAACCGUUGAGAUAUGGGUUGAUAGCAUCUCGUUGCAACCAUUCACACAAGAAGAGUGGAACGCUCACCACGAGCAGACCAUUCACAGAACGAGGAAGAGAGGCAUGAGGAUCAGAGCCGUAAACAGCUUAGGUGAGCCAAUACCAAACGCAACAAUCUCCAUCGUGCAGAAUAGACUUGGGUUCUCAUUCGGGUGCGAGGUAGAAAAGUACAUACUUGUAAACCAAGCAUACCAAAACUGGUUCACUAAGAGAUUCACCGUGACAACCUUCGCGAACGAGAUGAAAUGGUACAGCACGGAAGCAGUAAGAGGCAAAGAGGAUUACACGACAGCAGACGCCAUGUUAAGAUUCUUCAAACAGCAUGGGAUCGCUGUACGUGGCCACAAUAUCGUAUGGAACGACCCCAAGUACCAACUUAGUUGGGUGAGUUCUUUGUCUGGUAACGAUCUCUACAACGCCGUGAAAAGAAGGGUUUCCUCGGUGGUCUCAAGGUACAAAGGGCAGCUUCUGAGCUGGGACGUUGUGAAUGAGAAUCUCCAUUUCUCGUUUUUUGAGAGCAAGAUGGGUCCUCAAGCCUCUUAUAACAUCUUUGCGUUGGCGCAUUCCAUCGACCCAAGGACAACAAUGUUUAUGAAUGAAUUCGACACGUUGGAGCAACCGGGAGAUUCGGCUUCUAGUCCAGCAAGGUAUUUAGGGAAGCUUAGAGAGCUUCAAUCUAUUCGUGUCGCCGGAAACAUUCAGUUAGGGAUCGGUCUUGAGUCUCAUUUCAACAUUCCUAACAUUCCGUAUAUGAGAUCAGCUCUUGACACUCUUGCUGCCACUGGUUUGCCUAUUUGGCUCACUGAGGUCGACGUCCAAGCUCCUCCAAAUGUCCAGGCCAAAUAUUUCGAGCAGGUCCUAAGGGAAGGCCAUGCACAUCCGCAAGUGAAAGGAAUGGUGACUUGGAGUGGUUAUUCUCCCUCAGGUUGCUACAAAAUGUGCCUCACCGAUGGAAACUUCAGGAACCUACCCACCGGAGACGUUGUGGACAAACUUCUGCGUGAAUGGGGAGGGCUUCGUGGGCAAACCACAGGUUUAACUGAUGCUGAUGGGUUCUUUGAAGCUUCACUCUUACAUGGUGACUAUGAUAUCAGUAUUGCUCAUCCUCUCACUAAUUCAACUGCUUCUCACCGCUUUAAGUUGACUUCUGAUGACUCUCAACCAUCUCGUUUUGUUGUUCAUGUUUGAUACGCUAAGUUUACAACUACCUUGAACUAUUUGAGUAGUUUAAAUCUUAGUGAAAAUAGUGCAGCAAGUGUGAGGAAACUCCAAAGGGCUAUUAUUACUCAUGAACACUAUUGUUAAUUUGAAAUCUUGAUUUUUUAGCUUACAAUGUAUAACGUUUUAUUAUUUUUAAUAAUUAGUAAUCAAGUUUAGUGUUAUUAAUUAAUGUUCUUAUUAACUAUGGCCUAUUGAAAAUGU
Molecule: messenger RNA, 1983 nt
Organism: Brassica rapa (field mustard)
Lineage: Eukaryota; Viridiplantae; Streptophyta; Magnoliopsida; Brassicales; Brassicaceae
Product: endo-1,4-beta-xylanase 5-like
Biological process (GO): carbohydrate metabolic process
Molecular function (GO): hydrolase activity, hydrolyzing O-glycosyl compounds
Source: RefSeq, a predicted model, not a curated record